ACCGCACAGAAAAAAGAUUAAGUGAGCUGGAUUUGUCCCCGAGGCUGAUUCGUUUUUAAAUAAAAGAGAAAGAUGAGAAAGAGAUGGAGCCCAAGCAUAAAGAGUUGUUGGAGAAAUGUUACCAGAACUUGGUGGAGUCGAUAACAGAAGCGGACCGAGUGGUGGAUGUGUUGGCUCACUGCGGGACCCUCAGCCAGUCUGAACGCUACGAGCUGGGACACAACUGCGCCUCCAACUCGGAAAAAGUGGACCUUCUCCUGAAGAUCCUGAUAAGCAAGGACAGAGACCAUUUCGCAGAGUUCUGCACGGCCCUGGAGAAGACUCACCCUCACCUGCACUCUGUGCUGCUCAAUGGCACCGGCCCAGUGGAUCACACUACUGGGUCCACUUACAGCAUCUUGUCCACCAUGCCGUCGGACUCCGAAAGCAGCAGCUCUCUCAGCAGCUUAGGUACGCCCGGUCAAGCCUCCUCCCCUCCGCCCGCCCACAUGGACAGCCACCAGGUGAACGAGAAGAUGGAGACGGUUCUGUUCCAGCUCAGACACGUGACCCGCGAGAGGGACGAACUACGUAAACGUCUGGCUCUCUCUUCACCUGGAACCACCUUCGAUGACUGCAGACCAAACUCAAAAACAGGUCAUGACUAUGAGCGUCUGAAGCUGCAGUGCAUGAAAGCGAUGGCAGACCUGCAAUCCCUGCAGAACCAGCACAGCACCACCCUGAAGAGGUGCGAGGAGGCUGUGAAGAAAGCAGACUUCUACCAUACGCUGCAGAGCCGUAUGGCGAGUGAGCACGCACAGUUAAAAGACGAGCUGGAGGCAGUGAGACAGGACAACAUCCAGCUGGUCAGGGAGCACAACCACGUUAAGCAGGCCUGCGAGGAGCUGAGGAGGCUGCACGACGAUGACCAGAGAGAGGUGGCAGACAUGAGGAUGCUGCACCAGCAGGUGAUGAGAGAGGGGUCAUCUGACGUCCUCAACAAGCUGUAUGACACAGCCGUGGACAAGUUGGAGGCCAUGAAGAGUGACUACGAGGCUCUGAGGAAGCACUACAACGAGAAGACAGCUGGUCACAACGCAGACCUGAGUCGCCUGGACCAGGCUGAGGAGGAGAACCACAGGCUGCAGAAACAGCUGGACAUGCUUCUGAAGCAGAGAGACGCUGCCAUCCACUAUCAGCACCAGUACUCCUCGUCUAUAAGAAGGUUUGACAACACCCAACAAGAACUGUCCAAGGCUGCAGCCCAGAACAAGGAGCUGCAGCGCGAGAUGGAGCGGCUACAGUCAGAGGUGACGCGACUGAAGACCCAGCAGCUCAAGGCGGCGAAAGACAGUGAGAAAUACAAGGAGGAGCGGGACUCCGUGAUCAGCGAGUACCGCCUGAUCAUGAGCGAGCGGGACCAGGUGAUCAAAGAGGUGGACCGGCUUCAGACUGGGCUGGAGAUGGCAGAGGCGAAGCUGAAGAACACUUCCUCAGAGAGACGAGUGGCCAACGAGGAGCUGGAGGCUCUCAGACAGGAGCUGGCUUCAGCACUGAUGGACAGGGACCGGGCCAUCUGUGAAAAGAACGAACUGUUGGAGAAAUACUGCCACGAGGUGAAGGACAAGGCCGAGGCCCAAAAGGAGCUGAGCCAGGCCUGCAAGGACAUUGAGACGGUGCGGGAGGAGAGGGACGUGGCGCGCAAGGAGAGGACGGAGGCCAUUAUCCAGAGGGACCAGCUGCUGCGAGAGUAUUACCAGGCCAGACAGAAACAAGACUCUGCCACUCUGGACAUGGAACGAGCCAACAAGGAGAUCGAUAUACUGAGGAAGCAGUACGAGGCCAUCUCUCAGGAGCUGAAGGAGGCCCUGCAAGAGGCCGAGGUAGCCAAGUGUCGACGCGACUGGGCCUUUCAGGAGAGGGACAAGAUAGUGGCAGAGAGGGAGAGCAUACGUACGCUGUGUGACAACCUGAGGCGAGAGAGGGACAGAGCUGUGAGUGAUCUGGCAGAUGCUCUCAGAAAUCUGGAUGACACGAGGAAACAGAAGAACGAUGCUGCACGGGAACUCAAAGAACUAAAAGAAAAGAUGGAGGACCAGUUAGAAAAGGAAGCCAGGUUUCGUCAGCUAAUGGCUCACAGUUCACAUGAUUCAGCCAUUGACACAGACUCAAUGGAAUGGGAGACGGAAGUUGUAGAAUUUGAGAAGCACAGAGAUAUGGAUUUGAAAGCACUGGGGUUUGAUAUCGCUGAAGGGGUAAAUGAUCCUUAUUUACCAGGAGAUUGUGGUAUAUUUGUCAGUAAGGUGGAUAAAGGAAGUAUGGCUGAAGGAAGACUAAGGGUGAAUGAUUGGUUGUUAAAAAUUAAUGAUGUGGACCUGACAAAUAAGGAUAGGAAGCAGGUGAUCAAAGCGGUACUGAGUGGUGAGGGAGUGAUCAAUAUGGUGGUUCGUAGAAGGAAGUCACUGGGAGGACGGAUUAUCACUCCAAUCCAGAUAAACCUCGCUGGACACAAAGACAGUGGCAUAGGUCUGGAAAGUGGGGUGUUUGUUGCCACUUUGGCUCCAGGCAGCCCAGCUGCCAGAGACUGCGCUCUUACUGUUGGGGAUAGACUGUUAGCUAUCAAUGGAAUUGCACUCGAUAACAAGUCACUCUCUGAAUGUGAGUCUCUGCUGAGGAACUGCCGUGAUUCUCUCAGCAUCUCCCUCAUGAAGUUCCUCCCACAGAGUUGUUCUGGCCAGAGUUUAUAUGAAAGUUUGAGAGACUCAGAAAAGAUCUCUCGGCUCCAGUCCUGUGAGAUCCACGCCAGGAACUGCAGGAACUCCAAGCACAACUGCUCCAAGCACAACUGCUCCACACAAACAGACGUUUGCAGCUGUGACAGAGGGAACGAAGUGUGUAAAGAUACAGGUGACUCUCUGGACAGCAGCGGCAGCAGUGUUCACUGCCACCACAAGCCUUUUUCCAACAGCUCCCUACACUCCCGCUCCCUUUCCACCUCCCACAGUCCCUCAGAGCCCCACCCGGACUUCUGUUACAGGAGGCAGGAGCUCCAAAACCGCACCUUCACCUUCACCCCCGCGCUCUCUGAUUGCAGCUCGCCUCAGACCGCUGUGGACCGAGUGCAGAGCUCACAAGCAAAGCCCAGCGGAGGCACGUGGCCUAAAGUCAUAGUGGGAGCAUCUAUUCCAGAGUGUGCCCAGCUCUCCAUCUACAAAAAAGCCAAACAGAGGAAGUCCAUCUUUGAUGUGAGCGCUUUCAGAAGGCCAGAGGCAAAACUGGACUACAUGUCUCUUUCUCAGUUGCCCAAGCACUCGCCUCAGAGCUCCAUAUCUGAAUCCGCUCAGACCCCUCCCACCCCGCCAACCAGGAGCGACUCGUUCAGGUUCAAACAUCGCCAGCAGAACAGCUCAGCGUCAGACUCCACCAUCAUCACCGGCACUCCCCUAGCCUCCCCGACCCAACCCGCGAUUCCACAGGAUGAGGGAGAGGCAGGGAACCAACAUUAUUUCACCGAUGCUCCCCCAGGAGAGACCAAGAGCGGUUCUAAGAAACCUGCUGAGGGGGAGAGGAGUCGACGCAGGCCAGAGGAGCAGGGGAAGAGAAGGUACCGGCCAAAAUCAGCACCGGCACUGCGGCGGAAUGUGACUCCAUUACACAUCCCUGUUCCCAUGCAGGUACAGAGUUUUUCAAACGACGAGCACUCUCCGGAGCCGAUGGACCUGUUACGCUUCUCUCCUAUGCGAACUAAUCGGUACAGCAUGCCCUUUGCACCCCCCAGCUACAGCAGCGUCGCACCCCACCCAGCACAGCGAGGUUUGGCCCCGUGUCCUGCUGUGACAGCUGUGAUGAAGAACCCGGUCUACACCGCCUGGAGCCAUGAGAUCAAGACCAACAACUGUCCUCCAGCUCCCAGCUCAGGCGUCCACCCACAUUCACACACAAGCCCCCAGCAUCAAGGUCGCCUCAGUCUGGACCUCAGCCACAAACACGCUGGAGACUUGAAUGAGACGAGCUGCAGCCAACCACCGCACAGCACCAACUCCCUGCCCUCGGGUACCAGACUGGACUCCUCCACUCCACAGUUUAGGGCAGAACGCAUUAAGAUCCCUCCGACUCGUUAUCCCCGCUCCACUGGAUCUGACAGAGGCUCCCUCUCACAUUCUGAGUGCAGCAGCCCAACACCUCCAAUGUCCCCUGUCAACCUAGAGACAUCGUCUUUCACCAGCAGCCAAUCACAGAGCUCCAUUUCCACCCAGCCUAGGAUAUCAGUCAGCCCCGCUCCGGUUGGCGACAGGCGGAAGGAUGGAUUUGUCUCUUAUAACACUUCCUCUGUCAGACUUCCACUGGCAGUUAAGCCCAAGUUCCUCUCUUUAAGAAGCUUGAGGCCAUACUUGGAGGAGCCACGCAAUGUGACAGUACAGAAAGGAGCAGAACCACUGGGGAUCUCCAUUGUGAGUGGAGAGAACGGGGGAGUAUUUGUGUCCAAAGUGACAGCAGGCAGCAUCGCUCAUCAAGCCCGUUUAGAGUACGGAGACCAACUCCUCGAGUUUAACGGAAUCAACCUGCGAAAUGCCAACGAGCAGCAGGCCCGGCUGGUGAUCGGGCAGCAAUGUGACACGGUCACCAUUUUGGCUCAGUAUAAUCCUCACAUGUUUCAGCUGGGCAAUCACUCUCGUUCAGGUUCUCGCAUGGAGUCCAUCAGCAACCAGCCGACCCCCCAAGACAGCGGAGCCACCACCCCGGACAAUCACUCCACCGUGGAUACACUGAGUGAGCAGGACGAGGGCACCAUGACGCCGCCGUCCAAACAGACAACUCCUGCCACCAGCCCUCACAGCUCCUUCAGGCUUCCUGGUUCAAGCACGUGGCGGGCUGCAGAGCCUCGGCUGGUGAGGUUGAAGAGGAUCCAAGUAGAGCUGGGAGUUCAGAUCUGUGGAGGGAACCUGUAUGGCAUCUUUGUAGAAAGUCUGGAUGACGACAGCCCUGCUAAGAGUCCUGAUGGCCUGCUGCCUGGAGACUUAAUACUGGAGUACAACGGCAUCAACAUGAAGAACAAAACGAAAGAAGAAGCUUACCUGGAAAUGUUGAAACCAGCUGAAACAAUCACAUUCAAGGUCCAGAACUGCGUGGAUGACCUUACUGCGAUCAAAGAGUCACAUGGAGACGGAUUUUACAUAAGAGCACUUUAUGAGCGGGUGGCAGAGGUGGAGCAGGAACUGAGCUUUAACAAAGAUGACAUCCUGUAUGUGGAGGAUACGCUACCAAAUGGCAACUUUGGCUACUGGAUGGCCUGGCAACUUGACGAGAAUGCACAGAAGCUGGGAAAGGGGCAGAUUCCAAGUAAAUACAUGAUGGACCAGGAGUUCUACAGGAGACACAGCAUGGCCGACAAAGACGAUAACGGCACCAACAAGACUCUGUCUGCUGCCGCACGGAGAUCCUUCUUCCGGCGGAGGCUGAAACACAAACGCAGCGGAUCCAAGGAUGGGAAGGAUCUGAUGGCUCUGGACGCCAUAAGCACCGACUCUUUACCCAUCGGAGAGGAUGGAAUGAGCCUGAUGUACCAGCGGGUUCAGAGGGUGGAGUGCUCUUCCCCCAGACCAGUGCUGGUGUUGGGUCCAUUAGUGGAGGCCAGUAAGGACAUGCUAGUGAAGGAGACUCCCACCAAGUUCUGUCGCUGUCUGCCUGAGAUUAUGAAGGCAUCUCAGCAGGCAAUAGAACGGGGAGUAAAGGAUUGUGUGUUCAUCGACUACAAACGGAGGAGUGGCCAUUUCGAUGUGACAACUGUUGCAUCAAUAAAAGAGAUCACAGAGAAGGACUGUCACUGUUUACUUGACAUUGCCCUCCACGCCAUCGAACGCCUUCCACAGCGUUCACAUCUACCCAAUUCGGCAUAUUCUAUUCGCUACAAAAAUGCCAAGCGAUGA
Morone saxatilis (striped sea-bass) is the source of this 5906-nucleotide messenger RNA. Its product is annotated as disks large homolog 5-like. Gene Ontology annotation, biological process: regulation of apoptotic process. Gene Ontology annotation, molecular function: protein binding. The transcript is spliced from 32 exons. Bases 84 to 5906 code for a protein of 1940 amino acids. The record is from RefSeq and is a predicted model, not a curated record. Lineage: Eukaryota; Metazoa; Chordata; Actinopteri; Moronidae.